UGUCAACAAAGACUCGGAUCUUCUCGCGAGAUCUUCAGCGUACGAGCUCAUCAUUUGAUAAGCCAAAAAUGGAUUGUAAUAAACGAUUGUAAAUCGAUGCCUUUAUGGUAUUGUGAUUAACAGUAAUACACGUCCGUUUUUUUUAUUCAGCUUAGUUUGAAUUAUGUCCGGUUACAACUAAAAGAUCCGGAAUGUUGGCAUAUUUGAGGGCGGUCAUUCAGUUAGCAUGCUAACAAGCUAACCUUUGUAGUACCAUCACUGUCGAGUUAAUCGGAAAAUGUAUCUUCUCUAUACAGUUGUUGCCUCUUUAAGUGUAUUUUUAGUUUUAAAAUGGAUGAAAAGGAGGAGAUAUUUCACAGAGCUGAAAAGACUUGAUGGUAAAACUGUUCUUAUUACAGGAGGUAACUCUGGUACUGGCAAGGAGACAGCUGUUGCCCUAGCAAUGAGAGGCGCCCGUGUCAUCAUUGCUUGCAGAGACCCUGAAAAGGCUGAGGAGGCCGUGAGAGAGAUCAAACUUCAGAGUCGAUCUUUUAACGUCUUCCACAUGGAGCUGGAUCUGGCCAACCUGUGCUCUGUUAGGGAUUUUUGCAAGAAGUUUCUGCAGAAGGAGAAGAGUCUGCACAUUCUGGUAAAUAACGCAGGUAAGUUCAUGCUUCCUGGAUAUAAAACACAUCCGAUUAAAACAGGUCAAUGUUCCAUCAUGCCCAGGUCAUGUCAUGUCAUGCAUUUCCCCACUGGGUCUUCCUCAGGCAUGCCCGGCAUCCUUGACUGGACAGACGACGGCUUCAGCAUGUGCUUUGGAGUCAACCACCUGGGCCACUUCCUCUUAACAAACCUGCUUCUGCCGCGGCUGAAGGAGUGCGCCCCCAGCCGGGUCAUAACUCUCACUUGCUCCAGCUACAAAUACCAGAAGUUGGACUUUCAGGACCUCAACUACAACCUGCUGCCUUUCUUCACCUACUGCCGCAGCAAGCUGGCCAACAUCUACUUCAGUCAGGAACUGGCCCGCAUCACCGAGGGAAAAGGAGUGACUUCCUAUGCCGUGCAUCCUGGUUUUGUCCAGAGCGGCUGGACGUGCCACUUCUCGUUUCUGUUCCGGAUGUUCAUGCAGGUGAUCAUGUGGAUGUUUUCUGUGCCGUGUGAGAUCGGAGCUCAGACCGUCAUCUACUGCGCCGUGUCGGACGAAGCUGCCAAGCACAGCGGGGGUUACUUCGUCGACUGCCAGCCUGCCACUUUGCGUCCAUUUGCAAGAGACGCAGGUGUGGCAAAAAAACUGUGGGAGGCCAGUGAGAGGCUGGUGAAACUGGCAUAAUCAGAGAGCCUCAAGACAAUUACACUGAAGUUAUUUAUUAUUAUUGUUAUGUGUUUAUUGUAAACUUUGUGAAAAAUGCAAAUCUUCCUGUUCAGUUGUUUACAUUUUCACCAACAAUCUGUAACAUUAUGUUUUUUAUGCGUUAACUAAACAUUAAAAGAUUUAAUGUAAGAUAAAUGUUUGGCUGCUUUGAAAA
Messenger RNA from Poecilia latipinna (sailfin molly), 1508 nucleotides. RefSeq names its product retinol dehydrogenase 14. The transcript has 3 exons. Lineage: Eukaryota; Metazoa; Chordata; Actinopteri; Cyprinodontiformes; Poeciliidae. The coding region runs from base 278 to 1312 and encodes 344 amino acids. The record is from RefSeq and is a predicted model, not a curated record.